AGGUUCCAAGAAGCACACCAAGCUUGGAAGCAAACAAUAAGCUGCAGGAAGCGCCGACCAGUUGACGGACGGCUUCGAUCCAUGGAUGCCGAGAUGCCUCUUCUGCAGCUUGUGACCCAGGCCAAGAAGCCGAUGGCCGCUCCUCCGCUCCAGGAUGCUACCCGGCUGGCCAGCGCUUGGGCGCUUGUCAAUGCAAGCAUCAUCAUCGUCUCCUACGCCUUGAGCUCCGCCAUCGUCCCUGCACUCUGCCAGCUGCCGUGCUGCGAUUUAUGCAGGGAGGACGCCAUGGAACGCGCCCUCUUGAUCGGGCUGUGGUGUUGCAGCGCACUUCAGGCGGCCGCGGCGGCGCUGGCUCUGCUUCUUCUGUGCCGCCGCCACCCGAUCCGCCGUGCUGUUGCCUACCUCGCCGUCGCGGUCGCCAUCGACCCGUCUUGCUCUUCCCCUUGA
This is a messenger RNA of Triticum dicoccoides, 447 nucleotides long. RefSeq lists its product as uncharacterized. The coding region runs from base 82 to 447 and encodes 121 amino acids. The transcript has 4 exons. NCBI's taxonomy places the organism in Eukaryota, Viridiplantae, Streptophyta, Magnoliopsida, Poales, Poaceae. The record is from RefSeq and is a predicted model, not a curated record.